AUGAACGAUAUAGACCAAGCACUAUCAGCUCUGGAGGCGCUCGCCUCGGAGCCUGGAACCUCGGCCAGCGGACCAAUCCAGUCUCUGCUCGACAAGCACUUUGCGACCGCGCGAGAGCAGCUCCAAUCGGGGUCGGAUCCAACACAGGUCAUCCAGGACCUGAUCAAGGCAGUUGCGAAGAGCAAGAAGGAGGUGGAGAAGGGGCUGAAGGGCUGGUAUAAUGGUCUGGGGAUAGUAGGGAAGGCGGUCGAGAAAGCCUUCCCGCCAAACCUCGCUGGCAUCUCUGAUGCAUAUAAUGAUCCCCCGCUCUUCUCCGAACCAGACGCAGCGGCUGCGUUGGAUAGGGUGAUAUUGGACUCUUUGGGCCGCCGUGGGCUCUGGGAGGCGGUUGACGUUGGAGCCGAGGAGAUGGGAGUGACCUACGAGAAUCGAGAUCGAGGUGUCAGCGAUGAGUUAUAUAGUAUACUGAAUGCUAUAGAGGCCGGUGAUCUACAACCUGCUAUCAGCUGGUGUGAAGAGAACGCCUCGUUCCUUGCGACCCCACCACAUCCCAGCUCCCUGCCAUACUACCUCCACCGCUCCGUCUUUCUGCGUACAACAUCCUCAAUGGCCGCGCUCGAAUACGCCCGAACCUAUCUCAUGGUAUACAUGCCGACCCAACCUGUACUUCAACUCAUCACAUCCUCUCUGUAUCCUAGUGCGGCAACGGCGGGUACACCAUAUAAUCACGACGACUACCCGCUGAGCAAGAUGUUCCAGGCGGAGUUCUGCAGGAGACAUGGGAUGGCGAAAGAGGAGCUGCUGGAGGUGGCGGUGGAUCUGGGAGGGAAGGGAGGGGCAUUGGGCGUGAUCGAGAAGGCGAGGAGGGUGAUGGGUGAGAGACUGGGCAAUGUGCGGACAUGGCAGGAUCUUCCGCUGGAAGUACCUUUACCUUCGAAUCGGCGAUAUCACUCCGUCUUUGUCUGCCCCGUCUCGAAGGAGCAAGCGACAGAAGCCAAUCCACCCAAGAUGCUCACGUGCGGCCAUGUUCUCGCGCAAGAAAGCCUCACCAGGAUGUUGAAGGGAGGAAGGAGAACGGCAAAGUGCCCUUACUGCCCUGUGGAGACGGCCCCAUCAGCCGCGCAGAGACUGUACUUUUAG
Dioszegia hungarica is the source of this 1140-nucleotide messenger RNA. RefSeq names its product putative negative regulation of gluconeogenesis-related protein. The record is from RefSeq and is a predicted model, not a curated record. The coding region runs from base 1 to 1140 and encodes 379 amino acids. Gene Ontology annotation, molecular function: ubiquitin protein ligase activity. Gene Ontology annotation, cellular component: GID complex; cytoplasm; nucleus. Lineage: Eukaryota; Fungi; Basidiomycota; Tremellomycetes; Tremellales; Bulleribasidiaceae. Gene Ontology annotation, biological process: proteasome-mediated ubiquitin-dependent protein catabolic process. The transcript has 6 exons.